Fusarium coffeatum is the source of this 1041-nucleotide messenger RNA. RefSeq lists its product as uncharacterized. The record is from RefSeq and is a predicted model, not a curated record. Bases 1 to 1041 code for a protein of 346 amino acids. The transcript has a single exon. Lineage: Eukaryota; Fungi; Ascomycota; Sordariomycetes; Hypocreales; Nectriaceae. Gene Ontology annotation, cellular component: mitochondrial matrix. Gene Ontology annotation, biological process: rRNA methylation. Gene Ontology annotation, molecular function: rRNA (adenine-N6,N6-)-dimethyltransferase activity.
AUGCCCAAAGCGACAAAAGGCAAAAAUGCCGCCCCCCGAAAGGGCCCCUACGAGAAGCCCGCCGCAAACAGGGUCUUCAAGUUCAACACAAACAUCGGCCAGCAUAUCCUAAAGAACCCCGGUAUCGCAGAUACCAUCGUCGCAAAGGCUAACCUCAAGCCUACGGAUACCGUCCUCGAAAUCGGUCCCGGUACUGGUGUGCUCACCACGCGAAUUCUCGAGCAGGCUAAGGCUGUCAAGGCUGUCGAGCUGGAUACUAGGAUGGCGGCUGAAUUGACGAAACGAGUGCAGGGUACGCCGCAGCAGCAGAAACUCGAGAUUAUUAUGGGCGAUUUUGCAAAGUUGUCGCUUCCUGAGGCGCUUCCUCCUAUUGAUGUUUGCAUUAGCAACACACCUUACCAGAUUUCGUCGAUUAUCAUCUCCAAGCUUAUCUCGCUACCUAAACCUCCACGAGUUAGCAUUCUCAUGGUUCAGCGAGAAUUCGGUCUGCGAUUGUGCGCCCGCGCCGGUGAUUCACUGUACUCUCGUCUUUCCGUCAACACCCAAUUCACAUCCAAGGUCUCCAUGGUCGCAAAGGUCGGCAAGAACAACUUCUCUCCACCUCCUGAGGUCGAGUCCGUCGUCGUGAGGAUAGAACCUCGAACAGAUGUCCCCGCUGUUGGACUCGAGGAGCUAGACGGUAUGCUGCGCAUCUGCUUCUCCCGAAAGAACAAGACCCUGCGCGCUAGUUUCAUCGACUCUCAUGAGCUUUGCGAGCGAAACUGGGUUACCUGGACGGCUAUGUACCCUGACAAGGUCAGCGAGAAGGAUCUGGACAUGCUCCGCAACAGCAUGGACACCGAUGCCAAGGCCGCCGACUCUAAGCAGAGCGUGUGCGGUAUCCCUGUCAGCAAGGCUUCUCUCAAGAACUUGAUUCGUCACAAGAUUGAGACUGUCCUCGAGACUACCGAGCUUGCUGAGGCGCGAGCUGUCAAGUGUGACGAGAAUGACUUCUUGAAGCUUAUCUUGGCUUUCCGCGAGAACAACAUCUACUUUACAUAA